Hippocampus comes (tiger tail seahorse) is the source of this 1492-nucleotide messenger RNA. Its product is annotated as coagulation factor VII-like. NCBI's taxonomy places the organism in Eukaryota, Metazoa, Chordata, Actinopteri, Syngnathiformes, Syngnathidae. The record is from RefSeq and is a predicted model, not a curated record. Gene Ontology annotation, molecular function: serine-type endopeptidase activity; calcium ion binding. Gene Ontology annotation, biological process: blood coagulation; proteolysis. Bases 53 to 1381 code for a protein of 442 amino acids. The transcript is spliced from 9 exons. Gene Ontology annotation, cellular component: extracellular region.
CCAGUGCUGGGGUUAAAGGACUUUAGCCUCAUACAGAUUAACCAGCGUUCCCAUGGCGUCAACAGCGCGCUCGUGUAUCUUUGUAAGCGUGCUCAUCGUCUUUAGCUCGACAUCAUUGGCAUCAGUCUUCCGAGAUCCAGAUGAGGCGCACAGUGUCUUGGUGCGCACCAAGAGAUUCAACUCGGGCUGGCUGGAGGAGCUGCAGAAGGGUGAUCUGAAGAGAGAGUGUCUGGAGGAGAAGUGCUCAUAUGAGGAAGCCCGUGAGGUGUUUGAGCACCAAGAGGCCACGGACGAAUUCUGGAAGACAUACAGCAUUCCAGACAGCUGUGAGUCAAGUCCCUGCUUGAACGGGGGGAGCUGUUUGGUCCUGCCGGCGUCUUACAACUGCUUGUGUCCACCGCCCUUCAGUGGCCUCAACUGCGAGCUUGACGACCACGUCCGGCCAGAGACAUGUUUGCUAGAAAAUGGAGGCUGUGAGCACUUCUGUGAUCAAGACGAGAGAGGAGAACGAGUCAACUGCUCAUGUGCGGAUGGAUACUUUCUGAAUGCUGAUGGCCAGAGCUGCAUGCCCAAAGACUCAAUAACGUGUGGCAUGACCCCAGUUCUUCAAGAUCCAAACAAAGCCAAGAAGCUUGACCCUCGUGCUCGGAUUGUGGGUGGACAAGAGUGUCCCAAAGGCGAAUGUCCCUGGCAGGUGUUGCUGCUUUAUCAUGGCAAAGGUUUCUGUGGCGGAAUAAUCAUUAAACCCAUGUGGAUCCUCACGGCAUCUCACUGCCUUGAAGAUACUGACGCCCAGUUUUUAAAUGUUGUUGCAGGCGAGCAUAACACCAUGGUGGAGGAGGGAACAGAGCAGGUCAUCCAGGUGGCUCAAAUCCUCAUGCACGAGCGCUAUGAAAAGAAAACGGCUGACAACGACAUCGCCCUGCUGCGAUUGGCCUCGCCCGUGGUUUACACGCCAUACGCCGUACCGGCCUGCCUGCCCACAAAGUCUUUGGCUGAGCGCGAUCUGUGGGCCAUCAGCAUCCACCCAGCGGCCAUCCGACACAACACAGUGUCAGGGUGGGGUCGUCUGUCACUGCACGGUUCCACGGCAAGAUUGCUCCAGCGCCUGGCACUACCACGGGUCCCGCUGCAGGAGUGUCGCCUGCAUACCAAACUCAACAUCACCCGAAACAUGCUCUGUGCCGGCCUACAAAGGGGUGGGCAGGAUGCAUGCAAGGGUGACAGUGGUGGCCCUCUCGUGACUCGCUACAAGAAAACUUGGUUUUUGACCGGUGUGGUGAGCUGGGGGAACGGCUGCGCUGACAACAACAUGUACGGCAUUUACACCAAAGUCAGCAACUUCCUCGACUGGAUCCAACAUCAAAUGACCAGAUGGUAAAGCAAGAAGACUGGAAUUUGCCAACUGACAACUUGAUAAUUGGUUUCCACUGGUAACUUUUGUUUCAAUAAACCAAACAAAACAAAUAAACAAACAAACAUCUUUUCUCUG